This is a messenger RNA of Neocloeon triangulifer, 1265 nucleotides long. RefSeq lists its product as uncharacterized. NCBI's taxonomy places the organism in Eukaryota, Metazoa, Arthropoda, Insecta, Ephemeroptera, Baetidae. The transcript has 8 exons. The record is from RefSeq and is a predicted model, not a curated record. Bases 90 to 1121 code for a protein of 343 amino acids.
UAAAUGGGCUCUGACGUAUGCUGUCGAUGACCGUGGACCACUGAGGAUAUAAAAGGGGAGUAGGAACCUCACAAAGCAGAAACUGGAAAAUGUUUAAGUUAGCAGGACUGGUGGUCCUCUUCCUAGGCGUGGCUCAGGCCGACAGGGGCAUGCAAUUUUCUGGCGAUUCUCUGAAAAAACUUGCGAUUGAUCAACCGCAGUUUUGCAUCCCCUAUUAUUUAAUGAUGGCCCAACAAUGUGUCAACGUCCCCAAACUGUUCAAUCCACGAAUGUUCAAGGAAUGCGAGCACGGUGAGGGUAGGAAACUCGGCAAUGGUUAUAUUGGACGCCAGGGCGGGAAACUUGCUCAAGGCGUUAAACGAAACUUCAGGAGGAACCGUAAAGUCCGAGAGGCAAAAUGGAAUGAUCAGGGUGGCUUUGGCUUUAGCAGACCAAAAAGCCCAAGUGACUUUAAUAAAAUGAGGCAAUUUGCGGUUGAAAUGACGCCAAAGCGCGGAGGCUGCGACGGGAAUUGUAUGGCAGAGUGCGUCCUGAACAGAACCGGACAUCUCGAUAAAAAUGGCAACAUUGUGUUGGCUAAUUUGUUGGCCAAUUACACGAAUGCUCUCAAUGAUUUGACCGCGGGUAGCAAGGCCGCCUGGAGCCCACUUAUUGCAAAUAUCAUCAAUACUUGCAUGACCAAUGUGUCACAAUCCACGGAGGUGUUGGCAACAACAACAACAACAACCGCGGCAAGUACCGCACAAACGACCGCAGCGAGUGUUCCUGCUGAGCCGAAAAAGGUCUGCAAAAGCGACAGUCGCAGGUUGAUGACGUGCAUUCAGAUUGCAUUAAUUACUCAAGCGCCCAGCUCCGAACUGAAAUCAGCCACAAACGCACCUUCGGUUGAUCCAACUAUGCCGACCUGCGCCGAAAGAACGGCCCAGUUGAAUGGAUGCGACUUUAAUUACAUGCUUACUCCGGAUCAACUCCAACAAUAUUUUGGGGGGUCCCGUCAGAAUGGACCUUUGAGGUCACAAAAUAGAGGCAGGGGCCAGCGAUUGACAGGAGGCACCAAACAAGGCAGCAGUGAAGAGAAUGGAGGGCAACCAGGGCAACCCGAUAUGGACGAUGGAAAAUAAUUAUUUUUGAGGUUGCAAGGUAUGGGAAAAGGGAUUUUUGCAGUGUGAUAAUGGGAUGGUUGCACAUGUUUUAUACUUUAAAGUUUUUGAGACAAACGUACCUUGCAGAAAUGAAUGACAAAUAAAGGAUUUUAUAAGAAAAUA